AUGAGCUAUAAUGGAGGUACGGUGCUAGCGAUGGCUGGAAAUGAGUGCGUUUGCAUUGCGACUGAUUUGAGGUUAGGAGAGCAGAUGACGACAAUCGCGACGAAUGUGAAGAAGGUUCACAAAUUGGGUGAUAAAAUCUACAUUGGUCUCGGUGGUUUCUUCUCGGACGCGAAGACUGUUCUCGAUAAAAUUUUAUUCCGGAAAAAUUUGUAUGAAUUACGCGAGAACCGAAAAAUCAGACCUGAGGUAGUUGCAACAAUGAUAUCGAAUCUGCUGUAUCAGCAUCGUUUUGGUGGUUAUUUGACUGAACCACUCGUUGCGGGACUAGACCCGGUCACAAAUAAGCCAUACAUCUGCGGUAUGGAUACAAUUGGUUGUAUCGCAUCGCCGAAUGAUUUUGUGGCUGUUGGAACUGGAUCAGAAUAUUUGCUGGGCGUUUGUGAAGGUUUCUGGCGUGAAAACAUGAGUCCGGAUGAGCUAUUCGAAGCGACCGCACAGUCAAUGUUGUCGGCGAUGGAACGAGAUGCGGCCAGUGGUUGGGGUGUUAUGGUGUACACGAUAACCAAGGAUAAAGUGAACAUCAAAACGAUUAGAGCGAGAAUGGAUUAA
Anisakis simplex (herring worm) is the source of this 609-nucleotide messenger RNA. Lineage: Eukaryota; Metazoa; Nematoda; Chromadorea; Rhabditida; Anisakidae. The record is from the annotation of a GenBank genome assembly.